AUGAAUAUUUUAAAUAUCUCUCUAUUUAAAUUCUUGCUUGAAUAAAAGCUCUCUUUCCUCUAGGUACUUAAAAUAUAGAAAUAGACUAGACAAUAAAAUCGCAUCAUCAUAUUAGCUCUCUCUCAAUAAAUAAAAUCAAACAACAUUAAAAAAAAAUCUCUCUAAAAAUAUAAAUAAAAUAAAAUAAAACAAAUAAAAAUAAACUAUAAAAACAAUAGAUAAAAAUAGAAGAAAAAAAAAAUCUCUCGAAGAAUAGAAAAAAAUAGAAUAAAAAUAAAAUAAAAAUUAAACCCAAACAAAAUCUCUCAAAAUAUAAAUAACAUAAACAAAAGCAAAAGCGAGAAGAAAAUACACAAAUAUCUUAUUAAGAGAGGUUAUGCUGCAAAAAAUUUAGAAAUAAAUACAAAUAUUUAAUUUGAGAAGAAGAAAUAUUACUGCUUACUUUCACUUUUUCAUUACAGAGAAUCUUAACUAUCUUUAAUAGAUUUAAUUAGGGAUAAUAAUAGUUCAAAAUUUGCUUAGAAGAAAAAGAUAACAGAAUUGGAUAGAGAGCUUAAUUAAUUUAAUAAAAAUUAAUACUAAUAUUUAUAAUAACUAAUUUGCUAUGAAUCUAUCUAUCUAUUAAUUAAAAAUAUAAUAACCACCAGAAAAUUGCGCUAACUUGAUAAUAAUUAAUUUCUUAUUCUUUAAGAGGAGAUGAAAAUCUAAAAUUCUUUAAUAAUAAUUAACUUCUUUCAAAAUUUCCAAUAUUUUAGAUAUGCAAAGAAUAUAGCUUACUUGCCAAUAAAUCUUAAUGAUUUUAAAAUGAAAUAAUUUCGAAGUUUUUAAUGUUUCCAAGAAUAGUUUUUAUUUUCAUAUGAAUUGAUUUAAAAAUCUUUCAUAAAAGUGAUGUUAGGUUAUUACCGCAUUUAAAUGCAAACUACUACUACUACUUCAUCCUUAAAAAGUUAUUAUAACUUAUUUAAGAUUUCCUAACUAACUUUCCUAGAUAUGAAAUUAAUAGUUUUAAAAUUAGAAGAAAGAGCAUUAAUGUUAUAGCUUAAAGCUUGGAUUUUUCACUAUAUUUUUACUAGCUUUUGUUAGAAAGUUUAGUAUCAAAAAUAACAAAAUUUUAUUUAUUUAUUAACAAAUUUUAUUUAAGCUAAAGUAUAAUUUACUUAGAAUUAAGAGUAAAAUAUCUGA
Tetrahymena thermophila SB210 is the source of this 1182-nucleotide messenger RNA. RefSeq lists its product as hypothetical. The record is from RefSeq and is a predicted model, not a curated record. Lineage: Eukaryota; Ciliophora; Oligohymenophorea; Hymenostomatida; Tetrahymenidae. The transcript is spliced from 2 exons.